CAAGUAUGGACCAAGUCAAGUUCAGCAGGAAGGUGAUGAAUAUUAAGGACCACAGCUCAGGACACUUGUCCGAGGACAUGGUCAAGAAGCUGAUCCAACAGUCUCAGGAGGCAAAGAAGCAAGCCUAUUGUCCUUACAGCAAAUUCAGGGUGGGGGCUGCUCUCCUGACCCCAGAUAACUGCGUGUUUACAGGUUGCAACGUGGAGAAUGCGUGUUACAACCUGGGUGUAUGUGCCGAAAGGAAUGCGAUCUCAAGGGCAGUGUCAGAAGGCCACAGAAGUUUCAAAGCUAUUGCAAUUGCCAGUGACCUGGAUGACCAGUUCAUCUCCCCGUGUGGUGGCUGCAGGCAGUUCAUGAGAGAGUUUGGGCCAAAUUGGGAUGUGUACCUGUCAAAGCCUGAUGGCUCAUACCUGCAGAUGACUGUGAGCGAGCUGCUGCCAGCCUCCUUCGGCCCUGAAGACCUAUCCAUGAAGAAAGUGUUUGACAUUCCUAAUGAGUACUGA
This is a messenger RNA of Morone saxatilis (striped sea-bass), 503 nucleotides long. It is a transcript of the gene cdab, whose product is annotated as cytidine deaminase b. NCBI's taxonomy places the organism in Eukaryota, Metazoa, Chordata, Actinopteri, Moronidae. Bases 6 to 503 code for a protein of 165 amino acids. The record is from RefSeq and is a predicted model, not a curated record. Gene Ontology annotation, cellular component: cytosol. Gene Ontology annotation, molecular function: zinc ion binding; cytidine deaminase activity. The transcript is spliced from 4 exons.